UUGAAUCAGGAAUGUAAGAAAAAAAAUAUCAACUUUAAAAUCGUCAUAAUAUACAAUGCUGUAUUACAAUAAUAUUGUUUAAAAAAAAUAAAAAAAUCUGGCAUGUCCCUUUAAGAGUGGGACGACAGCGUGAAGAAAUAACACAGAUGGCAACAACGAAGAGGUGUCACUUUGCUUUGGAUUUCCAAAGUUGCCUAAAUAGUACAACAUAUUUAGAUAACUUAAAGAAAACGGCAAGCUGGGAAGUAAUAAUUCAAUAUAAUAGGUAAUCAAAUGUAUUUAUAUAUCAUUUUUUGGACAUAUUUGAUCAUACAGGGGUAGUUAAUCCGCAAACAUCAAACAUAAUCGUGAUAAAGUUGUUGUUAUAGCUUCAAAAUGUUCUUUUUAAUCACCCAUAUUGUCAAAAUAAACACACUAUUGCUUUAUUUAAAUUUACUGUCUAAAAUACCAACUUAAUCACGCAAUGAACGUUAAGGAAUCUCCCCCGGCGUGAUGCAUCACUGCGUAAAUAGACGAUCUCCGUGCGGUACAAAGACGCCACAGAACGGACGCUAGCGGCUUCAUAGCCGCGUGCCUGGUUUUGGGCUCCGGACCCCGCGAACAAUCGGACAUAUUCACCCCGGAGUAUAUUCGGCCUUUUGUCCGAGAGCUCCCCGGGCGUCGAACACGUCAGCGCCGGCCCGUCCGCGGCUGACGUGCCGGGGCUGUCACUCCACACGCCGGCCGGGACACCGGAAACGAGGAGCUCGGAUUGACAGGAAACGUACCUGGAUUAGUUUUGACCAAUGAAUGGCGAUGAACUCCAGGUGCCACGGCCUUGGAGCCGGACAGAUGGAUUGGGGGCCUGGUCCGAGGUUGUCUGACCUACCAUCAACCUGAGAACAGCGUCUGAGUUGGAAAAAAAACGUCAUUUCUCAGGCUCAAGCAUCUCAGAAACUGGGCAACGGCAUGCAGUGCGAGGAAGGCACGGAGUGGCUGCUGGAGCUGCUGGUGGAAGUACAAUUGCAGCAGUACUUCCUGCGGAUCAGGGAUGACCUGAACGUCACGCGGCUGUCCCAUUUCGACUAUGUCAAGAAUGAAGAUCUUGAGAAGAUUGGCAUGGGACGGCCCGGGCAGAGACGACUGUGGGAGGCUGUGAAGAGGAGGAAAGCAAUGUGCAAGCGCAAGUCUUGGAUGAGCAAGGUUUUUAGCGGUAAGCGUCCAGAUGGGUUAGACUUCUCCCAGCAGGGGCAGCCCGCCUCUUCCUUCCGCAAGCUGUCUCCCACACCCCCCCUGGGCCUGAUGGAGGGGGUCCUGGCCAAGCAGCCCCCCGGAGGUAGUCCUCUCCACGGCCAGCAGCAGGCGCUGACAUGCCUCAUCCCUGAGAAAGACCUCAUGCUGCUGGAGAAGCUGGGGGAUGGAUCUUUCGGCGUCGUUAACAGAGGAGAGUGGCUGACUCCUGCGGGAAAUACGAUUAAUGUCGCUGUGAAAUGUUUGAAGACCGACGUGCUCAGCCAGCCCGACGCGCUGGAGGACUUCAUCUGUGAGGUCAACACCAUGCACUCGCUGGAUCACCAGAACCUCAUUCGCCUCUAUGGUGUGGUGCUCACACACCCAAUGAAGAUGGUGACCGAGCUGGCCCCGCUGGGUUCCUUGCUGGAGCGGCUGCGGUGCGUCCACCCGCAGGGCCCGGUGCUGAUCUACACCCUGUGUCAGUACGCCGUGCAGGUGGCCUGUGGCAUGGCCUAUCUGGAGCAGAGGAGGUUUAUCCACAGGGAUCUGGCGGCCAGGAACAUUCUGCUGGCGUCAGCUCACCGAGUGAAGAUUGGUGACUUUGGCCUGAUGAGGGCGCUGCCCAACAAUCAUGAGCACUACAUCAUGCAGGAGCACCGGAAGGUUCCAUUUGCAUGGUGCGCCCCGGAGAGUCUGAAGACCAGAACCUUCUCUCAUGCCACCGACACGUGGAUGUUUGGGGUGACUCUUUGGGAGAUGUUCACACACGGCCAAGAGCCUUGGGUGGGCCUUAACGGCAGCCAGAUCCUGCAUAAGAUCGAUAAAGAAGGCGAACGCCUUCCGAAGCCAGAGGACUGUCCCCAGGAUGUCUUCAAUGUGAUGUUGCAGUGCUGGGCACAGAAACCAGAUGACAGACCUUCCUUUGUGGCCCUUCGAGAGUUCCUGCUGGAGACCAUGCCGACCGACAUGUGUGCGCUGCAAAACUUUGAGGAGCAGGACAAGCUACUGAUCCAGGUUGAUGAUGUCAUCACAAUCAUUGAGGGCAGAGCCGAGAACUAUUGGUGGCGUGGUCAAAACAAACGCACCCUGAAGGUGGGACAGUUCCCCAGAAACGUGGUGACGUCAGUGGCGGGUCUGUCGGCCCACGACAUCAGCCGGCCGCUGAAGAACAGCUUCAUCCACACGGGCCAUGGCGACGUCAACCCGCAUCGCUGCUGGGGCUUCCCAGACAGGAUUGAUGAUUUGUAUCUUGGGAAUCCCAUGGAUCCUCCAGAUGUUCUGGGUUUGGACCUCAGUGCAGCUCGGCCCACUCUGCUACCAGGACGAGCCAAAAAGCCUUGUUAUGAUCCAGUGAAUGAGGAUGAGGACUUGACAUCUGCGGCACUGAAGAGGUUGUCACUCCUGAAAGCCGGCCUCAAACUCCGUCCGACGGCGUGGGUCUCCUCUUCCAAACACGGCAGCGACAAGAACCCCCAACCCUGCGGCGAGGUGUCCCUUAUCGACUUCGGGGAAGAGUUCGCCCCACCCGCGCCGUCCCCGUCGCCCGGAGUGGAAGCCCCGAUCCCGUGUCUGGCAAAGCUGGCUUUGGAAGCAGAAAACCUCUUGGACCGGACGCCGCCGCAGAGCCCGUGCAAGUCGUUGCCCCGCCCUCUCCACCCCACGCCCGUCGUGGACUGGGACGCCCGGCCCUUACCCCCGCCGCCGGCCUACGACGACGUCGCCCAAGAUGAAGACGACAUGGAGGUGAGUUCCAUCAACAGCAUGGGACAGCAUCGUGAUGAAGAGCAGACGGAUGUCCUCGUUCCUGAAGCCAACGUCUCCCCAGUUCUAGAGAAGCAAGCCUUGGAGGACAACCUCUUCCUGCCCAGCCAGGGCCUCACUACCUCAUUCUGCCAGUCUGCAGAAAUAUUCCAGGAACUGCAGCAAGAGUGCAUGAAGAGGCUCAAUGUGCCCAUGUGUCUGCAGACCCCCCACUACCACGGACACCUCUCCUCCUCUGAGGACAAACCCCAGAUCCCGCCUCGCGUCCCUAUUCCCCCACGCCCAAUUAAAAAGGGUGACUACUCGUCGGCUCGUUGGUCGAGGGACCUCUCUCUGUCCCCGACCCCGGCCGACGCCAACGAAGACAUUUCCAGCUCAGGACGCGGUCGGCCACCGCAGAUCCCCCCCAGGGAACCGUUGUCACAGCCCGGCUCCAGGACUCCCAGCCCCUUGGGCCUGGUAGUGGGCUCCCCACAGCAGAGCGUCUACUCUGUCAGCCCCACACCCACGCAAGUUACCACUUGCCCCUCCACACACACGUACAGCUCCUUCCUCUCAACCUCGCCAAGUAAAUCCAUGCCUACCACGCACAGCUUUGCCUUCGACCCCAAGUACGCCGCACCCAAAGUGAUCCAAGCACAGGGGAAGGGGGCGGGUCACAGAGGCCCCUGCAUCCUGCCCAUAGUCCGUGAUGGACGUAAAGUCAGUAACACACAUUACUACCUUCUGCCGGAGAGGCCGCCUUACCUUGACCGAUACGAUCGCUUCUUCAGGGAGGCUGAGAGCUUGACUGGCAACAGUGUGGAUGACAAACACCUACGACAGGCUAACACCGCGACCGUUCGACCCAUGGUGCUCAGCAGCCAGACGUCGCAGGUGCAUGCAGGACUAGGGAUUGUUCCGCUGGGCGAUCUGAAAGCGAAUUAUUCCUCGGACACUAACAGCGGUCUUGGACCACGGACAGGAAUGAAGGCAUCAGUUAGUCUCUCUGGUAUCCGUGCAGAGGCUGUGACAGAAACCUGUCCCACGGCAGACGGAUUAGGAAACUCGGCAGACCGAGUCAAAGAGGUUCAGGGGGUGGUCCACGGCGUGACGAUAGAAGAGUGCCGAACUGCACUGCAGAACCACAACUGGAGUAUUGAGAAAGCCGUGCAUUACCUGAAGGUGGAGCAGCUGUUCUGUUUGGGUCUGAGCAGCAGGUCUGAGUGUCUGAAGAUGCUGGAGAUGUGUGACUGGAACCUGGAAGAAGCCAGCACGCAGAUGUUGGAUAACUACGGAUCAAGCACGCAACAAAGACGGUGACAAGAACGGUUCUGAUCGGAACUGCUCUCGGACCAUCCCGUGACCCCUUAAGUCACACCUAUUCGUGCUCCUCGUGGACUGGUCAGACCUUUCACUUCUGCACUUAUUCAGAGUUUUUUUUUUUUUUUUAAAGCGUCAUCCAAAGCAGACAAGACAACAAUCUCGGAUCCUUUUUACUCUUUUACUGUUUUUAGCGGAGAGUCGUUCUCUGAUCUUUUUCUUCGAGUCGUUUAAAAAAAAAAAAAAAAAAAAAAGUCUGGCUGGAAGGGAACCUGAAAGGUGGAAAAUGAGUGGUCGGAAAGCACAAACACAAAGAAGCACUUUUAUUUUCUUUUUUGGUGAAAACUUUCCCACUUUCGCCGAGUCUCCGAGCGCAAUUUGCUUUUUAGAUCCAUUUCUGAACUAAAGAAAAAAAAAGAGUCGUGAUACAGUCGUCCCUUUGUUAAUCGUCGCUGAUAAAACAAACAAAACAAAAAAACCCAAAGCAGGAUUAACCUCUUGUUUACAUGCUUUUUUAAAUUUCUCUUUGCUAUUUGGGGCUUAUUGGAUCCUAAUUAGAAUAACAACGAAUAAUCAUCUUUUGAGAGGAUGUACUUAGUCCAUAAGUACACAAACGUGUACUUCAUUUUUACACUUUUUUUCCCCAAAUUCCAUUGUAUGUUAUACUCUUUUGACACCACCAAAUGGUAGUAUAAGUGUCCACAUAAGUGGCCAUAAGACCCCAAUUCAGUAGUGUACACAAUUUUGGAAAUAAGAACUAAAAGGUGCUGUCCACGCAUGUGGCCACUAAGACUUUAGCAGGGGUGUCAAGUUUUCAUUGAGGGCCACAUCGCAGUUAUCGUUACCCUCAGAGGGCCGCGCUUAACAAUGAGUAAUAUAUGAAUAUACAUGUGU
This is a messenger RNA of Nerophis ophidion (straightnose pipefish), 5169 nucleotides long. It is a transcript of the gene tnk2b, whose product is annotated as tyrosine kinase, non-receptor, 2b. Gene Ontology annotation, biological process: negative regulation of epidermal growth factor receptor signaling pathway; signal transduction; regulation of keratinocyte differentiation. The record is from RefSeq and is a predicted model, not a curated record. The coding region runs from base 949 to 4275 and encodes 1108 amino acids. Gene Ontology annotation, molecular function: ATP binding; protein tyrosine kinase activity; protein binding. Lineage: Eukaryota; Metazoa; Chordata; Actinopteri; Syngnathiformes; Syngnathidae. Gene Ontology annotation, cellular component: extrinsic component of cytoplasmic side of plasma membrane. The transcript is spliced from 18 exons.